Zingiber officinale is the source of this 1418-nucleotide messenger RNA. Its product is annotated as BRISC and BRCA1-A complex member 2-like. Gene Ontology annotation, biological process: double-strand break repair. The record is from RefSeq and is a predicted model, not a curated record. Gene Ontology annotation, cellular component: BRISC complex; BRCA1-A complex. NCBI's taxonomy places the organism in Eukaryota, Viridiplantae, Streptophyta, Magnoliopsida, Zingiberales, Zingiberaceae. The transcript is spliced from 14 exons. The coding region runs from base 100 to 1233 and encodes 377 amino acids.
CCAUUUUACUUCUGUGGAACGGCGCUAAGUCAGUGUGACCUCUAGGUAACUUCCUUACCGUUGUCUACUCGAAGGGCGAUUAAGAAGCCAACCCCGGCAAUGUCCGUGGAGCCACCACUGCCGCAGCCGAUCGCCGCUCAGCUCAACCAUCUUCUCACAUACUCUCCCCUCUCCGUCAAGGUCGAGCGGGUAUGGUCCGGAUCCAAAAACGCUCGAUACUCCGACCGCUUAACUCUCUCAAUCCCCUUCUGCCUUGACUACAUCAAAUGGGAUGUGAUCUACAACGCGCUCCACCCGUCACUAGCGCCGGAUGUCGUCUUUUCGCUGGAGGACGAUGACUUCGAUCCCCUAGGCGAUAUAGCAAGGGAGGGGGAAAUGCGGUUGAGCAAGAGCAGCUUGUGUGAUUGGAAUGGAAAAGAUCCAUCGAAGCUGAUGGCUCUUGUCCAUGAACUCAGGGAUCUGUACACACAUUAUCAGAGGAGGAGGGUAGGGGAGAUUGAUGAUGCUAGGCUUAAGUUUGAGCUUAAUACUAUGCUUUCGAGGGAGGGGAUUGAAGUAUGUAUGGUUCCAUCUCUUGAUAGGCCAGAGGAAGUAAAAUUUUCUGUACGCUUAAUUGAUACGGACUUAAACAAGUUAGUUACAUCAUGCAAUUGGAAACAUCAGCAGAAGAUCUACUUGCAGGUUAUAUUUCCUGUUAGCAGAAGUUAUUCUUCGGCACCUGCAGCUCCAAGAAUAAAAUUAGUUUCUACUCCAGAGUUAAAGUCCUUAUUCUCUAUCGAGGAUGUCAAACUUCCACAAUGGUUAGAUGGGAUGUGCAUGGCCGAAUACCUUCCUGUUAUUGAAGAUCACCUCAAGGUUCAGGUUGUGGAGGCAAUUGCAUCCAUUGGUGCAAGAAGACGUUUUAUAGAGGCUUUAGCUCCUCUUUUUGGAAGACCACUAGAAGUUGAUCCGGUAUUCUGCAGAAGAGCUACUGUGCUUUGUGGCUCUGGGGCUUUUACAUUUUUGGUUCACUUUUCUAUUCCUACACAGUUCCCAAAGCAGCAACCCAUAUUGGUAAUGCAAAGUUCUCAGCACUUUAAUUCUCAAAGCCUACCAAUAUCCUCACCCCCUGUGAAUGAAUACCCUUGGAGCCCUAGAUGGGAACCAGCAGAGAUGGCGGAACGAAUAUUCGAGUUCGUGGUAGACGAGUGUUUAGACUUCAAAAAGUUCUGUAUUGAUUCAUCACCUAAGUAACAAGAUUCACAUGUAGUAGCAGGGGUGGAAGGGAGGGUGGAAUGAUUCAUAAAAGACGAUGGCAAUUGGCUAGUUUCUGAUGGCACAACAUGAAGAGUUUAAUGAAAUAGACUUCUUUACUUUUAAAAUCGAUUUAUUCACCCUUUCUUUUACGGCUUAUAAAGAAGUGCAACUUUGUUUCUCUA